Phaethon lepturus (White-tailed tropicbird) is the source of this 1308-nucleotide messenger RNA. RefSeq lists its product as uncharacterized. The transcript is spliced from 5 exons. NCBI's taxonomy places the organism in Eukaryota, Metazoa, Chordata, Aves, Phaethontiformes, Phaethontidae. The record is from RefSeq and is a predicted model, not a curated record. Bases 1 to 1308 code for a protein of 435 amino acids. Gene Ontology annotation, biological process: regulation of DNA-templated transcription.
AUGCUUGUGUGGCAGGAACCAGUGACCUUCGAGGACAUCGCUAUCUAUCUGAGCCGUGCAGAGUGGGACACCAUUGCGGCGGGGCAGAGGGAGCUAUACCGCAGCGUCAUGCUGGACAACUACCAGCUCUUGACAUCUCUGGGUUACCCAGGCCCCAAACCUGACAUUUUAUACCGGAUGGAGCAUGGGGAAGAGCCAUGGGUCUGCACACCGCAGAGCCCAGUGAAAUGGGAUGGACCUGACAGCCCCUCUCCAGGUGCCGUGCGCUGGAGGAGAGGACACAGACCCCCUGCCAAGGGUCCCCCCUCUCCCUGUCUCAUCACAAUGCCCCAGCCAGAAAGACAACAAACUAUUCCCAGCCCUCUCUCAGCAGGUCGGUGCAUACAGUGGCGGCUCCGGUCUAGAAGACUGCUGAACAAGUUCACGCGUCUUGGGGGUAGGAGUGAGUUGCCGGCAGAGGCGUCUGGCAGAGGAGUGGGGCCAGUGGAAAGCCAAGACCAGGCACGGACAGUCUUCUUGCCUGCGAAGGAAAGACAAGUAGAGGAUAAACAAGAGGUCGAGGCAAACUGUCCCCUGAGAGAACACGACUACUGCAGGAACCGCAAGGUUGGUGUCUCAGUGCUUAAAGACCACGAAUACUGUAACAUGCAGAGGAUUUGUUUUCAGGGCAGAGUUAAUAAAAUUGUUGGCCUUACUGGUAAGGAUCGGGCUGUGCUUCACAGGCUGGCAAAGCGAAAUUCCCAAACAGGGCGAAUCAUCAGGAAAGCCAAGCGAACACUGUGGCAUUACAAGCCUUGCGCCAACAAGAGGUUGGACUUUCCUCGGAGUUCCUCUAGCACCAGCCAUCUUUCUGAAUCCGUUGUCCCUCCCGCUAAGGCAGAAGACGACCCCACGAAGGGAACGUGUGAGGCAUUUCAUUCUGCAAAGCAGGAGACUCUGCCCCUGCAGCCUCAGAGUGAGGGUACCUCCCAAGGGGUGACAUCAGACGCACUUUGCAUGCCUGUGGUGUCUUUUGAACCGGUGGCUGCACCCCCACCCUCAAAUGGAGUUGUGGAGGUGAAGAGGGAAGUGACGCACCCCAUACACCGCAAGGUGCAGAGGGCACGGCUGAUCCGGAGCCCUGAUGCUAAGCAAAAAGUCGAAGGACAUGAACUCGUUAAUUCAAAUUACAUAUCACUGCAUGAUGCAUAUAAAAUAGUGAUGCGGACUGUCGACCACAUGUUGGACUCCGUAUGCCAGAACUUCGAGCUCGGCGGCUACUCUCAACGUAAGGAUAUCUGGCCCAUCGUCAUUCAGAUAGACAGCUGA